ACUAACAGGGGUAGUAGGAAAAAAAUAUUCCAUUGGAUCCUUUUCUCAUAUACCUGUUACUAUAGGUAUUGGAAAUAAUACUUUAACAAUUUCGGAUGAGUUUUCUGUUUUACCAACAGAAAAAGAUAGCAAUGGCAAGGAUAUAUCACUAUUUAUUCUUAGUACAAGAUAG
This is a messenger RNA of Racocetra fulgida, 172 nucleotides long. The record is from the annotation of a GenBank genome assembly. NCBI's taxonomy places the organism in Eukaryota, Fungi, Glomeromycota, Glomeromycetes, Diversisporales, Gigasporaceae.